Messenger RNA from Radiomyces spectabilis, 1563 nucleotides. RefSeq names its product GDP/GTP exchange factor Sec2p-domain-containing protein. The transcript has 2 exons. Gene Ontology annotation, molecular function: guanyl-nucleotide exchange factor activity. Lineage: Eukaryota; Fungi; Mucoromycota; Mucoromycetes; Mucorales; Radiomycetaceae. Gene Ontology annotation, biological process: exocytosis. The coding region runs from base 1 to 1563 and encodes 520 amino acids. The record is from RefSeq and is a predicted model, not a curated record. Gene Ontology annotation, cellular component: cell tip; Golgi to plasma membrane transport vesicle.
AUGGUCACUCCACCGAGAACAAGCGCGGAAUCCACCGAAGAACCUUCACGAUCGUCACCAUCCACCGCUGACUGUCCAUGCCACCAUAUCCUGAUCUCCAAAGAUUCCAAAUACUGUGCUUUGUGUGAUCGCCCGAUACCCAUCUUGGAAGAACUCCAAAAAGAACGAGAUGCCCACGAACGAGAAAUUCGGUCCUUGCAAGUUCAGCUCACCGAAGAGCAAGCAAAGAUUGCCCAGCAAAUUGAAGAGAUUGAAAAAUUGAAUGCCACUAUUGAAAACGUCGAACGACAAUUGGAUAUCAAAACCGAAGAAUUCCGAGCGUUGCAGAACGACAUGGAACUCUUGAACGAUAAAUACGUCGACGAAAUCGAACGAGUGGCGGAAAUUCAGCAUUCCAAAGACAUGGUCGAAAGCGAACUGGAAGAUUUAUCACGACGUCUAUUUGAGGAAGCCAAUGGCAUGGUAGCCAAUGAGAAGAGAGAAAAAUACCACUUGGAAGUCGCUCAGAGACAACUUGAGAAUCAACUGAAAGAAACACGAGAACAUCUGGUGGCCGAGCAGAUGCAGCUGAAAGAGCUACGCCAAAAGAUGGAGUCUAUGGGGCAGCAACCGGCAUCUUCGCCCGUGGAAAAAUCACAAGACAAUGAUAUCAUGUCGCCGGAAGGGUGUGAACAGCAAGCUGUCAAGGAUCUGGCCAGCCUGUUUUCCGAUCGAUUAAGCUCCACUGACAUCAGUUCGGCAGGCAUCGAUCAAAUGAUGUUGGAUGAGUUCCAAGAACUGGUAAGAUUGGGGACUACGGCUCCCUUGAAAAAGCUCCACACCGUUGCGUUUAUGAAGAAUUGCCAAGUGGAAGAUGUGGAACCCUGUUUGCGAUUCGGACCCAACUCGCGACUGUCUGCCCGCAAAAUCAACGAAGCCAUUGUCAUGAACACCUGUUUUAUUGAAGAAGCGCCUCCUGGGUUCGCGGAAGAACAAGCCAAACGCCCAGCAGAUAUGCCACUGAAAAUUUCAGCUUCCAAGAGCAUGAUAUGGGAACGCUUCAGUGGCGGCAAUAGCCAAAAUGGUCCAUUUGCGGGAUGUCAAGCCUGCGGUAGAUCUGAUCUUCCCUUGCCAUAUCGAUGCCGGAUUUCUUAUUUCGAUGAUUGGGCAUGCAUUGAUCGAUACUGUCGCGAUCGUCUAGUGGCCGUAUGUGAAUUUUAUGUCUUUAUACGCAAUGUACGUCAAGGCUACUACAACAGUCGAACCAUCCCGGAUCUGUAUCACGAAUGCAUGAGAUUACGUCUGCAAAUGUUCUAUGCCAGAAUGGGUGCGCUAUCUUGGACGCUAGGAAAUCUUGGUAUCAAAGGGGAUACAAUUGGAUCUGCAUCAGCUAUCAAAAUGCAAAUCCCCCCUCCAUCCAGCGAAUCUUCUCCCCUUCCACGCACAACAACUCCCAAGGCGUCCGAAGUACCCAGGCGCGGAAGUGUAGAUGUCAAGCCAGUGGCUUCCGAUGAGCCAAAUACACCCAUCGACAACAGUAAUGCUACUACGGAAGCUCAAACAAAAGACGCGGAACAGGCAUAG